Messenger RNA from Fonsecaea nubica, 2130 nucleotides. RefSeq lists its product as hypothetical. The coding region runs from base 1 to 2130 and encodes 709 amino acids. Gene Ontology annotation, biological process: peptidyl-lysine monomethylation. The transcript is spliced from 2 exons. The record is from RefSeq and is a predicted model, not a curated record. Gene Ontology annotation, molecular function: protein-lysine N-methyltransferase activity. NCBI's taxonomy places the organism in Eukaryota, Fungi, Ascomycota, Eurotiomycetes, Chaetothyriales, Herpotrichiellaceae.
AUGGAGCCUGAUGAGACUACCUUGAAUCAGGAUGUCAUCGACAAGAUCCCCCAGAGUUCUACACCUCCGCUGCGCAUGAACGACGAGGACACGGCACAAACAGACAUUUUUCACAACCAUCAACGCCUUGUUGAUUGGGUGCUCGAGAACGAUGGAUACUUGCACCCGCACGCUCAGAUCGCCUUCAGCUCGCGCAAAGGAUACCAUGCUGUCGUCGCUGAGGGGCAUUCCCUAGUGAGUGGAACGCGUGUUGCGAGUUGCCCGAUGCCCAUCACGUUGUCAGUGCUCAAUGCCUUUGACAUCCACCCCUUUUCAAAUCAUGGCACGAGCUUUCCGGGACCUUUCCUAGACACCCAGUCGAGGAGACCCGAGUCUCUUCAGGCCUUUUUUCUGAUGGAGCAACUGAUCCUUGGGGCGCAGUCCUGGUGGGCUCCCUACAUUGCGACAUUGCCCACGGUGGAGGACAUCACCGCCAUGCAAUUCGAGGACGAGGCCGAUAUUGCGUGGCUGGAGGGGACCAACCUCAAAGGCGGAUUCUCCACGCAAGCUGCUAAAUGGGAAGACAUGUAUCUGAAGGGGUUGGCCCAUUUGAAGGAACUAGGAUGGCCCAAUGCGCUGAAUGAAUCAUACACAUGGCCUCGCUUCCGUUGGGCGGCUACCAUUUUUGGAAGCCGUUCCUUCACCUCACAGGUGCUCGAUGCUACUCGUCCCGCGGACCUCGCCACCAUCCAUCGCCGAACAACGCCUUACGACCUCGUCAAGCUCUUUGGAGACCGCUUCGCAGUGCUACUCCCACUCCUCGACCUCCUCAAUCACAAACCCGCCGCGCAGGUCGAAUGGCAAGCCCAGUACCAUUUUGUCGGGCUGCAGAUCCUCGAGACCUACGAGUCUGGGAAGGAGCUUUGCAACAACUACGGUCCCCGAGACAACGAGGGCCUUCUUCUUGCGUAUGGCUUCACGAUCCAAAACAACCCGUUCGAUCAUCUUGUCGUCAGCAUCAAAGCGCCGUCUGGAUCGCCGUUGGAUGUCGCCCGCCGGACAUGGAAACAGGACAUCAGAUCAGAUCCUGAGAGGAGAUGUUUCUUAUUCAACCACCAACAUCCUGAGUCGACGUCAGCCCACGCGCUAGAAUCGUCACUCUUCUCGUUUGACUUGUUGGACAGUAUUUCCAUUCUGUGCGCCAACGACCGCGAAAUGCAGAGCAUGGUGACGAGAAAUCAGUCGUUGAUGAGCUACUGUCUCGCAGACAAGCCUCGCUUUCCGGACCGCCGCAUCAUAUUGGAGACCUUGAGCCAACUUCUGAGAGAAUGUAAUGCUCGUGCUGAAAGGUUGAGAACCACUGAUCCCCGUCGAACUAUUGCGGGUCUGGAGCCCGCCAAUGCAAUGCAACAGAACGCCCGGGUUUAUCGGGAGAGUCAACUGGAAAUCGUCGAAACAGCCGUGGCGCUCUGCAAUUUUGUGCUGAAAAGCGCCAUCAAAGGGACCGAUGAAGCGGAACAAAUGUUGACCAGGAUGCAAGGCCAGGUUUCAUGUUCUGCCCUGGCGAAUAUGAGACACCUGACCAAAAGACACGCCCGGCUCACUCGCCCCUUUGAGCUUCUUAGUCUGGAUGGCCUGAUCGAGAUGAUUCCUAAUUCUGAAUGUGUCCGGAAAUGCUUGGCUACGUUGAGUCAACAACUUCAGAGCAACGCCGAUGGUAAGGGGUCAUCUGAUGGUUCGAACCCGACGAGCUUCACUAGAAGCGGACUUGCAGUCACUCUCUCGGCGCUAUACAGCGAAUAUGCCCACGGCGUCAAAUUCCCACACAGAAUCACCGAAUGGGUCAAACAGCUGACCACAUGGUAUCCUCCGGACAGUGACUCUUGGGCGUAUGUACCGAGUCCUGGACCUUGGGCACCCGGAGAGGAACCUCCGUCAGAGCUGAUGGACCUACUCGCGGCACGAGCUGCAUUGUCUCCAACCAUAGCGGUCGAGUCGAGCGUCAAACGAUGGCUGAAACCAGAGGGGAUAUGUUGGGGGUGGAAUGUCAUGGAAGAAGAGAAAGUCAUUGUUCCCUCGUAUCUCGCAGAGGAAGAUUCCAAGGGAGUCGGAGACGGCAUAUCGCUUUUGAUUUACUGGCAGCAGUUCUAG